AAGUGUCUGGACCUGAAGAAAGUUAAAGAGCAACGAUGCAUACAGUCAAGCUGCUCUGUGUGGUGUUCUCUUGCCUCUGCGCCAUCGGCUGGGCUUCUCAUCACUCUCAUCGGCAGCCAUGUCAUUCACCACAGCUGACCAGUGGAACGAUGAAAGUGGUUUCCACAGGGGGUCAUGACCUUGCAUCUGGAGAGUUCAGUUAUGACUCCAAAACGAAUAAAUUUCGUUUUGUUGAGGACACCACUCACGCGAACAAAACUUCUUAUAUGGAUGUGCUCAUACAUUUUGAAGAGGGUGUACUCUAUGAGAUAGACAGUAAAAAUGAGAGUUGCAAGAAGGAGACUCUGCAGUUCCGCAAGCACCUGAUGGAGAUUCCCGUUGAUGCCACUCACGAGUCUGAGAGUUACAUGGGUAGCCCCUCUCUCACCGAGCAGGGACUCAGAGUUCGUGUGUGGAACGGAAAGUUUCCUGAACUUCACGCUCACUACUCUCUGUCUACCACCUCCUGUGGCUGUUUGACGGUCUCUGGCUCCUACUAUGGCGAGAAGAAAGAUCUUUUCUUCAGCUUCUUCGGUGUUGAAACAGAAGUUGACGACCUUCAAGUAUUUGCACCUCCGGCCUAUUGUGAGGGUGUGUCAUUUGAGGAGGCUCCAGACGAUCACAGCUUCUUCGACCUGUUCCACGACUGAAGAAAACACACAAGAUGACCUGCAAACUGCCAACAAUGGCUACAUACAAUAAUAAAAAGAGCAUUUAAUUACAAAUAUUUCCUGUAUCCAUCUCUCUUUCUUCAGAAAAUGCUUGCACUUUCUAUCUUACCUUCUUUUUUUGUCUUUUGCAAUUUGUUUCUGCACUCUAAUGAAGUCAAUAAAGAUGAGCUUUCGCUGAAA
Danio rerio (zebrafish) is the source of this 890-nucleotide messenger RNA. RefSeq names its product ependymin (gene epd). Gene Ontology annotation, biological process: cell-matrix adhesion. Lineage: Eukaryota; Metazoa; Chordata; Actinopteri; Cypriniformes; Danionidae. Gene Ontology annotation, cellular component: extracellular region. Gene Ontology annotation, molecular function: calcium ion binding. The record is from RefSeq and is marked provisional.